AUGCGGAGCAGCAUGCGAGGCAGCGGUGGAGGCGCGCGCUCGGCUAGAGCGAGCCGCGGCUCUACGCGGUUCACACAGCAACGAGGUGCCGGCCAAGGUUUCGGCGACGGUUCCGGGAGAACAUCCCAAUGCCAAGGUUGCAGGGGAGCGGACCACAACUACGACACGUGUCGUUUCCGGAGCUACGUGUGCCGCCGUUGCAAGCGCACGGACACCUUCGCCGGGCGUGCCCGCAGCACGCAGCAUAGUGGUUAUCCACUGCGGUACUUGGGCGAGGACUCCAACGAGGACGAGAACUAG
Arctia plantaginis is the source of this 300-nucleotide messenger RNA. The record is from the annotation of a GenBank genome assembly. NCBI's taxonomy places the organism in Eukaryota, Metazoa, Arthropoda, Insecta, Lepidoptera, Erebidae.